Opisthorchis viverrini is the source of this 1404-nucleotide messenger RNA. RefSeq lists its product as hypothetical. Bases 1 to 1404 code for a protein of 467 amino acids. The transcript is spliced from 9 exons. Gene Ontology annotation, cellular component: mitochondrial inner membrane. The record is from RefSeq and is a predicted model, not a curated record. Gene Ontology annotation, molecular function: pyruvate transmembrane transporter activity. Lineage: Eukaryota; Metazoa; Platyhelminthes; Trematoda; Opisthorchiida; Opisthorchiidae. Gene Ontology annotation, biological process: pyruvate import into mitochondria.
AUGGAUGCCGGAGUUGAAUACGUGGACUACGAAGGGCGUGACCCGCACAGAGCGUACACUUUCAUUAGGCAAAACUUUCUCUUAUUUCGGGUAGUUGCUGUGUGGAAUAACCUUCCACCGACAGUUGUUCACGCUCCACCUAGUACCCAGUUCAAAGCACUACUAGCUAAUUUUUAUGGGAAUCCUGGCGCUGGGUAUCCGCUGAACAAAAAGAACGAACCAGACCCCGAAAACCUGGGUGAAAGCUUCGGUCCUGUGUAUGAAUGUGUGAAUCCCUGGCGCAAGCAACCAAUCAACGCCGGGGACGUUCCUUGUCCACCCGCUGACCUCCGUGUACUCUCUUGUGGGAGCUGCACCGUUUUCGGAGUUCAGUCCAAGAUGAGUGCAGUCUACCGUGCUGUAAUAAAUGUAGUGGACAAGGGGGUACCGUCUAGUAUGAGGCCAUUUUGGGAACAUCCGGCUGGCCCCAAAACCGUCUUUUUCUGGGCACCUACGAUGAAAUGGGCUCUUGUGAUUGCCGGAAUAAGGGACAUGGGACGGCCAGUUGAAAAGGUCAGCACUUUCCAGAGUGUAGCUCUUGCUCUCACUGGCUUGAUCUGGUCCCGUUACUCUCUAGUGAUAACUCCCAAGAACUGGAACUUGUUCAGUGUCAACAUAUUCGUUGCUGCCACGGGAUUAUACCAGCUAGGGCGUAAGGCGUUGGGUUUUGUUGCUAGGCCUCGCUUGAACAGUUCAAUACCGAACUCUGCCCCUCGACUUCCCCUGUUUAGGUCUGGGCAACCUGGCAGUAUCCGAGGCCUCGUGCUUCCUUCUGGUGGCAUGGAAGUUAGUCACCGAAAGGCUGCUGCAGUUGAACUUUCAGUUUUUCAUUUACCACCGAGUCGCUCUGUCAAUGCUGGUUUAUGUGGUAAGCGGCGUUCAUUUGUCAUGUCAGCAUGUGCCCCGACAAACUGUAGUUCUGAGGAUGAAGAAGAGGUACUUUAUAUAGAUCGGUCACGACCGCCUCAGUCCUUGAGAAAAAUGGACACAGUGUGGGAACUCUGGCAGUAUCCCAGCCGACGUACAACUAUGAUACAUACGUCUAACAGUGAUCGCAUGUCACAUCGGCAGUGGCGUGGUGCGUUCAGUCGGGUUGACUUACUUGCUGCAUACAGAAGGAUGUGUAAGCGAAAACAGCCCAUUAAUGACAUUCUCCUUGUAGGCCCAGCACUUAGGACUGAUGACUCCGUUCGUCCUGCAAUGGUUUUGCUAGUAACAUGUGCGUGUCAUCCGGUGCCGAGGUACUCAGGCAUCGAAAUCAGUAUUCAAGCCUCGACGCCCAAUCUGUCUAGCCGCCUUCAAUGUCCGCGCCCUGAAGCAAGCAGGACAACAAGCUACUCUUGCUCUUACGCUGGACUUGCUUGA